GCCUCUUUUCCAGUCGGCGAUGUGAAGCGGACGGACCAGUCGGCAGCUGCAGCGCAUGCGUCAGAGGCAACAUGGCGGCUGAGGUGGCAGCGGUCUGAGGAUAAAUUCAUCACAAACGGUAAAAACUGAGAGAGACGCAGCGGCGCCAUGGCGGGACACGAAGAGGAGAGCAAGAGCAAAGGUUUCCGGCUGCUGGGGAUCCUGGAUGUCCAGAACACUCCGUGUGCCAGAGACGCCAUCCUGCAUGGGGCUGGGGGCUCAGUAACCGCUGGCCUGUUACACUUUCUGGUCACCAGUCGGGUGAGGAGAUCUUAUCACGUGGGAUUUGCAGGUUUUAUGCUCACCACACUCGGUUCCUGGUUUUACUGCAGAUUGAACAACGCUAAGCUUCGCGUGCAACAGCGAAUGAUCCAGGACGGCAUCAAGAACAAGAUCGUGUAUGAAGGGACCGAUAUAGACCCCGCAAGGAAACAUGGAGCACAAACACCUCCAGGACCCUCGUGAGCCCCCAAGCCAACCCCCCUGUAAAGGUUGGGAGGAGAAGAGAGGACGCUGUCAGGGUCCUACAAAGACUCUAUCCAUUUAUUUGUUCCUUUUUUUUUAAAGAUGGACAUAAACUGCAUACAAACGACGGGAGAAAUUGAAAUACCAACAUUUUGUUUUUGUUUGUUUGUCCAGACUUCCAAAUAUCGACCUCUCGACUGAAAAUUGUACUCACUGAAUCUUAAAUCAUGUUUAAAUUAAAUAUUUUCCACCCCACUGUCCGCCAGAUGAAAUCUUACUCGCCGAAACAAAUGACGUGCUGUAAUUUCAGUGACUUCUUUCUCUUUUCUGCACGCCAACCAGCCACUAAAGAGUCUGAGUCAAUCCACACAGAAAGGGGUCGACACGCAGUGAGACAGACAGAGACAAACACAUAGACAGACAGACACACACACACACAUUGGUGAUACACCAAGAUGACCAGUUUUCUGUUGUUUAAUUCAUCUCAGGCCCUGAAUGUUUCAUUCGGUAUUUAAAAGACGGAUUGUGAUGAAAAUAAAUCGUGUAUCUGAUGUGA
Messenger RNA from Larimichthys crocea (large yellow croaker), 1060 nucleotides. RefSeq names its product cytochrome c oxidase assembly factor COX20 (gene cox20). Gene Ontology annotation, cellular component: mitochondrion; mitochondrial inner membrane. Gene Ontology annotation, biological process: mitochondrial respiratory chain complex IV assembly. The coding region runs from base 148 to 504 and encodes 118 amino acids. The record is from RefSeq and is a predicted model, not a curated record. Lineage: Eukaryota; Metazoa; Chordata; Actinopteri; Sciaenidae. The transcript has 4 exons.